Messenger RNA from Erythranthe guttata (spotted monkey flower), 626 nucleotides. RefSeq names its product glycine-rich protein. Gene Ontology annotation, biological process: endoplasmic reticulum calcium ion homeostasis; calcium ion transport. The record is from RefSeq and is a predicted model, not a curated record. Lineage: Eukaryota; Viridiplantae; Streptophyta; Magnoliopsida; Lamiales; Phrymaceae. Gene Ontology annotation, cellular component: Golgi apparatus; endoplasmic reticulum membrane.
CCGUUUGCUCUAUUUAUUUUACGUUUUUCUCUGGAGCGCGAGCUAAUCAAGGAAGACGCUGGAGAAGAGUCGUCGUUGCUUCAAUGGCUUACGUCGAGAGAGGGGUUGUCAAAUCGAAGAGAACAAUAUGGCGAGUGAAAACAAUCACAGAUUUCUUCCGGGCCAUUAUAAACUUCAUUGGGGUCUUUUUCGCAACAAUGUUUUCGAUGGAGAAAUCUGAAGCUUACAGGAAAGGAUCAGGUGCCAGCAAGAAAUGGGAUGGUGGUGGGCCAGGCGGCCCUGGUGGUGGUGGUCCAUACGGUGGUGGUCCACGUGGGCCACCACGGGGAAUGGAUAAUGUUCGAGGAAUCGACCACAGUUCUCUUCCUGCAUGCGGCUCUUGUUGUGGUUGACGAAGUAACCGAUCCAUCAUAACUGCCUCAAUUCAUGUAUGCAUUUCUAUUAUAUAUAUUAAAAAAAAAAAAAAAAAACCUUGUGGAUUGUAAAAUAGGUUUGAUCUUUUAAGACAUGUACUAAGUUUUGCUUCAUGUAUUAAACUGAGUAAUUGAAAUAUGUCUGUUUCUGUAUUGCAUUCUAUUUUCUUUCAUUUGAAACUCGUGUGUAUCUGCAAAUUGAAUUUGGUGUGA